This is a messenger RNA of Cantharellus anzutake, 1979 nucleotides long. RefSeq lists its product as uncharacterized. Gene Ontology annotation, biological process: metal ion transport; transmembrane transport. NCBI's taxonomy places the organism in Eukaryota, Fungi, Basidiomycota, Agaricomycetes, Cantharellales, Hydnaceae. Gene Ontology annotation, cellular component: membrane. Gene Ontology annotation, molecular function: magnesium ion transmembrane transporter activity; cobalt ion binding; cobalt ion transmembrane transporter activity. The transcript is spliced from 15 exons. The record is from RefSeq and is a predicted model, not a curated record. The annotation marks the transcript as partial.
CGAGAGCUACAGGCCUCAUCGUUUAUUUGUUACUUCCAGUCUGUUCGUGCCCCUGGAGCAGAACCUGGCGUAGACCCGCGAAGGCCAUCAACUGUUGAGCAAUACUCCAAUAUCCAUGAGGAAUGCUUAAUUCAAGUCAUCGAUUAUGGGGGGGCACACGCCAGUUUCCAACGAGCUACCAACGAGAGCUUGAUUCAUUUCCUGGAGGAUUCCAAAACAUCUGUCAGACCAGUAUGGGCUAAGGUUAGAUGGAUCAAUGUCAUGGGUAUUUCAUGGGAUGUGAUUAGCGCCUUAGCAUUGCAAUACGACUUGCAUCCCCUUUCUGUCGAGGAUGUCCUUCAUACUCGACGCACGACCUUGUCGAAGGCCGAUUACUACGUCAAGCACCUGUUCAUAUCCACCCUUUGCCACACAUUGGGGGAGAAAAAUCACGGGAGGAAGGACAAACAUCAUCAUCACCCUCUGCAAGACAAUGGUGUCAUUGUUGAUGAUAAAAUAACAUCCUCCCGUAUUCCCAGCAACUCACGUGGAGUUCCUCAAGCCUGCCUCCCCCAGCGACUGCUGAGAACAGGAAGUCCAAGUCAUGGCAUUGGUUUAACUCGAAGUCGAGCACCCCCAAACCGUCCAAACGGACGGCCCACGAUGACGACAAUUCUGAUGAGAUGUGCACUCCCGAUCGAAGACAUAGGCCACCUUUUCGAGGAUAUCACUAUGCCACAUGUUGCGGCGUCGAAGGCCUUUGUCAAUGAGUUGAAGAAAGAUGCUCGAAUAAACGUCGAGAUCCGGAACCUUUACCUUUUCCUUCUGCGUGAUGGCACUGUUAUCUCGAUCUACAGAAAGGAUGCUACGUCCCGCAUGUUUGCCACACCAAUCGUUAACCGCCUGCGGGAGCCGCAUACUAUCUUGCGGGCGUCCGCAGACCCAUCUUUGUUGCUGCAAGCAAUCCUAGAUUAUAUUGUGGAUGAUGCAUUGCGAGUUAUCGAUUGUUACCACGAUAAGAUUCUGUCUCUCGAGCGUCAGAUUCUUAUCAAGCCAAAGAUGAUGUCGGUUAGGCAACUCCACAUCCUCAGUGGCGACAUCACGCUGCAUAAGAGGACCUUAACUCCGUUGAGGAGUUUGGUGUAUGGACUUAGAAGAUACGAUCUUGCCAGGUGUCAGGCGCUCCGAACUAUCGGGGUAAAAGGGUUCAUGACACAUCAAGCUAAGAUAUACUUGGCUGACGUCUUGGAUCAUACGGAAUAUAUCCUCAGCUCCCUCGAUACGUUCUCCAGUAUCGCAGAAAAUUUAAUCAAUUUUACGUUCAACACGAUCUCGUACCAAACUAACGAGACCAUGUGGCGACGAUUGAGCAUCGCAACAGUUAUCUUCUUUCCAUUGACCUUCCUCACUGGCUACUUCGGAAUGAACUUUGAGAACAUGUGGUCUAUUCAUCACGGCACACCGAUAUCCUUCUGGAUUAUUGCCAUUCCUGUCAUGGUUAUUGUCAUUAGCUCUUUCUUGUGGCAUGAUCUCGAACGCAUGACGCGCUUCAUUCGGAACGAAGCAGACCGGCGACAUUUCAAGAAGGUACGGAUACACCUCGACCUUGCACAGAUCGUGUCCUCGCAACUAAUUUCACAUUCCAUCAAUUUGCACAGUCUUUCAAGCUAAAGCAAGCUUGAUCAUGCCAGGGGAUCGGACUAAGGAUCUGGUUCCAAGCUUUUUUCUGCGGUAUAUUCUCUUAAUUAAGACUAUCGAGGAUUGUGUGGUCUGGUUCUGAUAUUAAUGUCACAUUCAUGAGCUCCUGUGGUUGUCUAUUUAUCUCGACCCGUCCGCUUCUCAGCUCGUUGCCCCUGCACUUGAGACCCGAUACUGGCGCUACACGGAUCCCUCAGCAUGGGGUGUCAAAAAAGUCAAUUCUGACGCGACAGUUGAUUUAUGAGAGCUGCACUAGGCGGAAUAUCUGGUAUGGGCUCGAAGAAAGGGAACGAUUGAGUGUU